Amoebophrya sp. A25 is the source of this 3592-nucleotide messenger RNA. The record is from the annotation of a GenBank genome assembly. Lineage: Eukaryota; Dinophyceae; Syndiniales; Amoebophryaceae.
AGGUUCAUAGCGCUCUGAAGACGCGGUCUGCACCCAGUCCCCUUUCAGUUUUCGAGCUUGUUUGAUUUCGAAGAGUUGUCUAGGGUUUGGUUUUCCAUUUCUUAUUGUCAUUCGACUUCAACGGAUAUUGUUCCUAGUUACUCUUAUUCAUUGAUAGAUUUUCAAAAACGACGAGAAACUACGAAAAAUUGAAUCAUAUUAUUAUAUGGAUUACCGCUGAUGUGAGAAAGGUCGUCCUACUCUUAUUAAUAGAUUUCUGCCGCGCAAAAGGUUUGGAAAAAGCAAGUGCUGAGUACACAACAUUGAUUCAACCCUCGUCUCAAACAUUUUCUUUUCAUUCUUCAUCUAUCGUUCUUCAAUCAUCAUUUGUACAAAUUAUAAGCAGAUCUUCAUCUACAAUCUACUUGAAUAAUACGGCGGCCUAAAAUCGUACUCCGUGUACAAGAGCACGCAUACAGUCUUCCUUUUUUUCCACCCAAGACCAUCAAAAUGGAUUUAUCAAGUUUCAACCCGUUCAGCGACCCUGAGGAGGACGACGGCUUCCUACUAUCCGGGUUUGGCGGUGGAGGGCAGUUGGCAAAGAGAUUGAAGCAGGCGACGUACACGACUUAAGGCUAAUACCACAUCGCCCGAAGAGAAAUUAAGUACACUUUUGAAGAAGAAGAAUAAGAUGGAUCCAUAUCUUAUCCUUCUCUUUGCAAAACACAAUGGGAGAAUUCACAAAAGUAGGAUAGAAGAAAGUAAUUAUUCUGAUAUUCAUUUUUUUGCAUGAAGCAAGCAUAGUUUCUUCUUAUUCUGAUAUUCAUUUUUUUUGCAUGAAGCGAGCAUAUUUCUUACCUCUAACCUCCCACCGAAACGUAUGACUGCGUAACGCCAGACCAUGAGGAUCAUACGUUCUGCGGUAUCAUGUUCGACCUUUUUUGUCGUGGUGGAAGCGACGACGCGCAGACAAAAAACUUGCCUAUUGAAUAUCUAGAAGUGAAAUCAAUUGGGGUACGUGGGACACUUGGGAAGAUUCAAAUCUUCGUGACGAAGCCAAAAGAGGUGAAUCCUGCUGAAGAGCAGGCAUGUGGUGAUGGCGCUGUCACAAGUUCAGCCGCUCCUCGUGCAUCCUCUUCAAGUUCAUCAUCGAGACCACGACUCGGAGUUGGCCCAUCAACCUCUGCUGAUCCUUUUUCUUUCGCAGGUGCUGUAGCUCUUGGUGAUGGAGGUAGAAAUUCAUCUGCGGCUCUAGCCUCAACUGCAACAACCAAGUCCCUGUAUUCCUCUUUCCGCGAUAAACAUGAUUAUGGCUCAUCUGGAUCUGGAUAUCAAGCUGCCCUCUUCAAGUUCAAUAAAGCCACCUGCAUCUUCCCUACGUCUCUUCCUACAACCUCUAACACUCACGCCCUUGGCUAUGGGAACGCGUGCACCUCGGGACGCAUCCUCCCAGUGUCGAUAGCUUCUUAUUGGUCGAUCUCUACGACCCUAGUACGCUUCCUAUACCGUCCAAGAUCUCAGUUGCCGCUACUAUGAACAACCGCGCACGAGUCCUGAAUCAUAUCUUGAAUAAUUUCAUCAGACAGGGUGGCCCACCUGUGGAAUUGGAAGACGAUUCGGAUGAUGAUGAUUUUGCGCCAAGAAGGAGGGGUGAGGAAGGAGAAACGAGUUACUUAUGGAACAGGCGUGGUCAUGAUGAAUACUGAAAUAUAUUGAUAAUUCUGUAAAAAAAUGACACCAUUCAGACUCUGUCUCUACGCAAAAAAAAAAACUCUACGGGUGCUAUGAACAGUACUAUCAGGGGCAUACACAUGACAUCACGUUAACGCCAUUCUGUAGCUUCAUCCUGUACUAGUACUUGGUAGCAAAUUAAGAUUAUGUAGAGCUUAGGCUUACUGCUUAGUAAAAAGUAAGCAUCUUUCUACUUCCACAUUGUUCAUGAUCGAUCCCAAAAGUUUUUUUCCUUUAAAAGCACCUUGAGCCCAUCUCACCUGAACAUCUCUAAUCCCCGUAGGCCACACGAACGGCCCUCCAUCUGCGGCGAUGUUCAAAUUGGUCGAGCAUGAGGAGCUUCUGCGAAUGCAGGAGACUAGAGCAAUAGGGCGCCGCUAUCUGAGCAGAACUCAUACACUGGAUGCGAACAUUAUGAACAUCCUUAUUCAUAGACAAAUGCACGAGAGUACUCCUCUCGUCACCAUCAAGGAAUAAUUGCUCCUACGAGUUGUAUAUUGAAUUCAAUUUCAUGUGUCUAUUCGAAAACUCAAAAUAACCGAGUUACUGACUGAAAUAAGGAAGGCACUAGCUUAUAACAUCAAGGCUACUCUUCCCUUUCAUCAGUAUCUCGCUUAUUCUGAUCAGUUACUUGCUUAUUUCAGUUUUUCGAGUACGAUCUUCGUUAACCACUGCUUUUUCCAUUGUUCCCCUUCCCCCUUUCAUAUCUGCUUUUUCCAUUGUUCCCCUUCCCCCUUUCAUAUCUGCUUUUUCCAUUGUUCCCCUUCCCCCUUUCAUAUCUGCUUUUUCCAUUGUUCCCCUUCCCCCUUUCAUAUCUGCUUUUUCCAUUGUUCCCCUUCCCCCUUUCAUAUCCACGCCUUCACCGACCCUUCCGAUACCCUUUACACGAGGAAGGGAUCGGGAGGCUGUUGAAGAUUUUCAACUCGACGCCGAUGACAGCGAAGAUAACAACAACAUCGGUAGUUCUUCGUGCGCAGCGUCGAGUGGGACUGGGUCUGGGAGGGUCGUGGAAGGAGAAGGAACAAGUACAAGAGCGGCAGGGGUAGGCGUAGAAGAACAAGGAGCUUCUCCUGCGUCUUCUUCAUCGCAUCGUCCGAGUCAGAUAGGGCAGAACCUUCAAGCUGGUGCUAAAUCCUCAUCUUCGCAAAUCUGGAUGAAGGAAGAAGGCAAUGAAGCCAAAGACGAUUUCGAGACCCUCGAAAAAAAUUGGGAAGAGAUGCGACAAAAAGGUAGGGAACAACGCCGCACUAAGAGACUAGAGGAAGAGCGCAGACUGAAAGAGCAAGAGGCGCACGACCGCGAACAGAAACGACAAGAACAAAGAGAAGCACGAGAGCAGUUGAGAGACGAAUUGGGCUUGAAACAAUUUCCGCAAAAGAAGCCUCUCAUUAAGGGUUGAAACAUUUCAUUUCUACGUACUUUUCUUCCUUAACAUAGCUAUCCAAAAAUGAAAUGGUUGAACCUUUAAUCUUAGGUUGUAUCCCGGAGAAACCAGAGGCAUCUACGUUCACAGCAGUGGACCAGCACCAGACAUCGAUGCGGCGCAAGGAAUGAAUCGAUUUCGACCACAUUGGGCUUGGAAUGGACGCGUUGGGGGAACGCCUGAUAGUACUUAUACAUAGAAGUCUACUGAUUCUUCAUCAUCAUCUGAAAAGUAGUCUAUGUGGUCACAUUCACACGUUAAUUUUUCCUCCACCUUUCCACCAAUACCCCCAUUACACGAUCUCAAUCUCGUCUACACACUCAACUCACCUCUUGCAACAGGUAUCGUCUACAACAACCAGCGCAGUCGUGGCAUCACUAUGGAGAACGAGCACGUCCGUGUUUUACCUGGCAUAGCGCAUACAGCAGAUGAGGCCUUCAGCCAGAACGGAUAUUGGGG